GGAAAAACCCUAAACCCAGAAUCGAGAGCAAACUUUUGGUAGUUCUUCACAAAAAGCAAUCGCCUCCCAGAUCAAGUGAAAUUUGAACCUAGCAGUAUCCAAUUCUGAGGCAAGUACUUUUCUUCGUCAACAUGUAUGAUUCACAGAUGUAAUUCCAGUUAUUGGUCAUAAUGAAUCAACGUAUGUGCAAAAGUCUCGUCUUUUUCUCUUUCAAAAACCCUUCGUUUCUGUACAAAAAGCAAUCGCCUCUCAGAUCAAGUAAAAUUUGUACCUAGCAGUGUCCAACUCUGAGGCAAGUACUUUUCUUCGUCAACAUGUAUGAUUCACAGACGUAAUUACAAUUAUUGGUCAUAAUGAAUCAACGUAUGUGCAAAAGUUUCUUCUUUUUCUCUUUCAAGAACCCUUCGUUUCUGUACAAAUCCCAUUUUUCUUUUUUAUUUUUCUCUACCUCGCAGAAAAGGGAAACGAAAAAUACCCUUACAGUGUACGAUUUUCUGCUACAGAAACACCACUUUUCUCCUGAAGCUGCUUCACAAGUUGCCUCAGUUUUAACCCGUAUAAAAAAUCCAGAAAAAUCUAAUUCAAUACUAUUGUUCCUCAAAGAGAGUGGUUUUACAAACAAUCAUCUGGAGAAAAUGGUGAAAACUCGGCCUGGGUUGCUCUCUGCAAGUCUUGAGAAAACAAUGAAACCCAAAAUUAAGAUUUUCCAAGAUUUGGGCUUUUCUGCUAAUGACAUCGCUGAGAUAAUCUCAAAUGAUCCUUACUGUCUGUAUCGUAGUGCAGAUAAUAGGUUCAUACCCACAUUAUCCGUGUUGAAGAGCUUGCUGGGAUCCAGUGCAGAGGUAGCUAAGGUUUUAAAGAUUUCUGGGUGGUACUUGAAAUUAGAUUUGAAGAAGACUUUGGUAGCCAAUAUUGAAUUCUUAAAGAGUUGUGGUGUAGACAUGGAGCAAAUCAUAAAGCAGAUAUAUAAUUUUCCAAGGUUUCUCUUGCAUAGUCCGACAGAUAUGAAAAAAUUUGUUAAAAAGGUUGAUGAGAUGGGGACUUGUAGAAGUUCCAGAUUGUUUAUUCAUGCUGUUCGGGUUGUUAGUUCGAUGACUGAUGAGAAUUGGGAACUAAAGUUAAAGCAUUUUAGCGAAUUAGGAUUUUCAAAAGAUGACAUUUUGAAAAUGUUUAAAAAGUCCCCACCUGCGUUUGCUGUAUCUCGGAGAAAGCUGAAGGAGGUAAAAGAGGUUUUGCUUGCGACAGGGAGGUACAAUCUUUCAUGUAUUGUUAACAAUCCAACAUCUUUUAUUUGCAGUGUUGAAAACAAGAUUAAACCCCGAAUGCAAGUUUUAGGAAUUUUGGAUAGUAAGAAUUUGAUUAAGAAGUGGCCGGGUCUUGCAACAAUUACCAGGAUGCCAGAGCGCAAGUUUUUGGAGAAAUUUGUUCAGCCUCAUUUAAAUGAAGUGGGAGAAUUAUAUAUGGCAAAUAGUGCACUCAAAGGCAGAAGAGAUACAAAACUUUUAUCAUCUGCAUAAAGAAAUGGGAUUUAAGUGAUAUUUCUUCGUGCUUAUGUUUAAGCAAAGUCCAUACCAAGCCUGUGUUAAGGAAGGUUGUGGUAGGUUGAUGGGUUGCAUAAAACUUUGUGACAUCUACCCUUAUAUAAAUUUCAUUAGGCAUCUGGAGUAGUGACGGACUGAUUUAGACAGAAAAAGAUUCAUAUAGCGAUUGACUCUAUUGUUGUUAACCACCUAUUAAAGGUUAAUGUUGUGAUGGCUUAAGGAUUUGAUUAGCUAGAUAGUCAUUCAUGUUUUGUAUGCGUGGUUAUCUAAAUAUUGUUCUACCUAUUUUUCUGAGUCUGCUGAAAUGACUUGUCAUCCUUCUCGAACAUGCUUUAUAGUAAAGAUCUCACAUUUUAUUUUAUGCAUUUGUUAUAACUGUUUGCUCUGAAGACAUUGGUUAUUGAUUGCCUUGUGCAAAUGCACAAGGAUUAAGUGAUGAGUUCAA
This is a messenger RNA of Olea europaea var. sylvestris, 1986 nucleotides long. RefSeq lists its product as uncharacterized. Gene Ontology annotation, biological process: chloroplast organization; regulation of DNA-templated transcription. NCBI's taxonomy places the organism in Eukaryota, Viridiplantae, Streptophyta, Magnoliopsida, Lamiales, Oleaceae. The record is from RefSeq and is a predicted model, not a curated record. The transcript has a single exon. Gene Ontology annotation, molecular function: double-stranded DNA binding. Bases 354 to 1517 code for a protein of 387 amino acids. Gene Ontology annotation, cellular component: chloroplast.